Molecule: messenger RNA, 501 nt
Organism: Cylicocyclus nassatus
Lineage: Eukaryota; Metazoa; Nematoda; Chromadorea; Rhabditida; Strongylidae
Source: the annotation of a GenBank genome assembly
AUUACUUGUCCAAGCCGCUCUUGUAGCGGGGCAGCGGCUCCUUUCAUAAUGAUGUCGGCGAGAAGACAAGACAGAUUCCCUUACGGAGAGUACGAGUUUCCGUACAUAGUUAGAACAACAAGAGCUCUUCAAUUUGGCUGCUGCUUACUACAGAUACUAAUAAUUUAUUCUGAAUCUGGAAGUAUUGGUAUGAUUCCGUUUGUCUACUACAAUACAGUAUGUGCUAUGUAUACAAUGCAUGUUUUUAGAAGAUGGUGCUUAAAUAUUGAUGGGCGCUUUGACUUACGCCAGCUACUGCGUGAACCCGAAAAUACAACCAAAAUACAAUACGCAAUUGCGUUAUUCACACCAAGCUUUUUAAGUAUACUGAUAUUUCUUUCUGUAUAUAUCUACACUCCUGCCCUUCACAUUAUCUGGACAGCUACAUGUAUACUCGAGAUUAUUCUAGCAGUAGGACUGAUUAGUCUUGAAUGCUAUGAAGUCUUCAUACUGGAAAAUUAA